Molecule: messenger RNA, 1579 nt
Organism: Prorocentrum cordatum
Lineage: Eukaryota; Dinophyceae; Prorocentrales; Prorocentraceae
Source: the annotation of a GenBank genome assembly
AGUGGUUGCUGAUCCGCCUGGCCCGAUGCAGCAUCUGAUUCGAAGGCCCCUCGUAACACGGCGUGCUCUGCGAAUCGCCUUGUGGAUUUGCCAUGACGUUGCUCCUCAAGCAUCAUUGGCGCAGUUGUUUAGUGCGCAUUCUAUAAAAGUUGUCGUUUGGUAUAACAUUAGCGAGCUUGGCCAGCCCCGCCCGCUCGCGCUCUGCAAGCCAAUAGUUUUGGCGAGGCCCGCACCCCAGCCCUGCAGCCCUCCCUGUUUCCGCAAUGGCCGGCGAGGCGCGCGUUUCGACAGAGCCCAACGUAUGGGCUAUUGGAGCUUUGUCUGCGCCGCCGGGCGUCUUCGUGCCCCCCGGCGCCCCCGCCGCCGGGGUGUUGCUGAGUACAGAAGCGCCCGGCCUGUGCGCAGGCCACACGCGGAGGCCGGUGCUGCUCGCCGAGCCGCGCUUCGCUGGCCUCUUGGGCGCACCAGCAGCCAAGGACGCCAUUCCGGAGAAGGUGCACUUGCCCUCCCUGGCCGGCCGUGCAGGACCACUGCACGCACGCUCUCGUGCGCUGGCCGCAAUGAAGGUUGAAGCGCCCGUGCACCAAGCUGUCGGAAGUCACGCAGCUGGCCCUGCGGAAGAAACUGCCGCAGUCAGCGAGCAGAGUUCCGCAGACCCGGAGGACGACGCCAGCUCUGCCGCCGCACGCCCCACUGGCCAGCCGCCGGCAGCCGCAGUGGCGCCCCCGCCAGGCCUGGGCGAGCUCGCGCUGCCGUCGGUGGGCUCCCAGGGCCAUGCGCUGGGCAUCUGCAAGCCGUGCGCGUUCUUCUUCAAGGAUGCGUGCGAGAGCGGCUACGAAUGCAAGUUCUGCCACCUAUGCCCUCCGGGUGUCAAGAAGCUGCGGAAGAGAGAGUGGAAGCAGCAGCGCAGGACCAUGCGCUCGGGAGUGCCGGGCUUCCCUGCCGCCUGCGCCCUGUGUGGGCAGGGCCUUGCGUGCGCGUGCGGUGCGGGGCAGUGGCCCGAGACGUCCGGCUGAGUACAGUGACCGUGCGGCCUGGCCUUGUGCAGAAGGCCGGGGCGCACCUGUCAUCCUCGGCUGCGUGCCCCGCCCGCCCCGUCGGCGCACCCCUCCGUGGCCCUCGCCGCCUGCCUCCGGGGCUGCAGCGCCUGCCGCGGAUGCUGCAGUUGCGGCGCCUCUGCCUCUGCGGGAGGUGUUCGUGCGUGUCUGGAGAUACUGUGCGCCAGGCGUGCAGCUGUCCCAGGGCUCCCUCAUCCAGUGCCCGCCCCCGUCCACCGUUGCUGCCUGCAGCGCGGGCGGCCCAGAAAGCCGCCGCCGUGCAGCUGCAUCCCCGCCUCCCCCGUGCGGCCCCUCUCCGUUUGCAUCUCUCGUCCCCGCCCAGACUGCGCGCCCAGCCGUCGGCGGCCUGGCCACGGGGCCGUUUUUUUGUUGCCGCAGGGGCGGCGCGCGCCGCGGCCCCGCGCGGCACCACCCCGAAGCGGGUGGCGUGCACGUCGCCGCAUCGUCCAGCGAGCUGCGGCUCAGGGUCCAGUGCCCUUGGGUCUUGCCUGCCUCCUCCCUUCUCGUUUGCUUCCGUUCGA